GCUGUCCCCGCUUGAUGACGCACACGCCUCGGUGUUUACUAUGGCGGCUGUCUGCUAAUUGAAAGAAAAAUGCGGGUUUUAUAGCUGCAAGAACGAGAGGAGUUUUUUCGUGGAAAGUCCGGAGACGUUGCUUUCAGAAUGACCAACAGAACAUCUUACUUUUAUGACCCAGACGUGGGGAACUUUCAUUACGGUGCGGGCCACCCGAUGAAGCCUCACCGUUUGUCUCUCACUCACAGUCUGGUCUUGCACUAUGGACUCUACAAGAAAAUGAUGGUGUUCAAGCCCUACAAAGCAUCUCAGCAUGACAUGUGUCGAUUCCACUCUGAAGACUACAUUGACUUCCUGCAGAAGGUCAGCCCCAAUAACAUGCAGGGCUUCACAAAGAGUCUCAAUGCGUUUAAUGUGGGAGAUGACUGUCCUGUGUUUCCAGGGCUGUUUGAAUUCUGCUCAAGAUACACAGGAGCAUCGUUACAGGGGGCUACACAGCUCAACCACAAGAUCUGUGACAUUGCCAUCAACUGGGCCGGAGGGUUACAUCAUGCCAAAAAGUUUGAGGCGUCUGGGUUUUGCUACGUCAAUGACAUCGUCAUCAGUAUACUGGAGCUCCUCAAGUACCACCCAAGGGUUCUCUACAUUGACAUAGACAUUCACCAUGGCGAUGGGGUCCAGGAAGCCUUUUACCUGACGGACCGAGUCAUGACCGUUUCCUUUCACAAAUACGGGAACUACUUUUUCCCAGGCACAGGUGACAUGUAUGAGGUUGGGGCAGAGAGCGGCCGGUACUACUGCCUUAAUGUUCCUCUCAGAGACGGCAUCGAUGACCAGAGCUACAGGCAGCUGUUCCAGCCUGUUAUUAAACAGGUGGUUGAUUAUUACCAGCCGACCUGCAUCGUCCUGCAGUGUGGCGCAGACUCUCUGGGCUGUGACAGGCUGGGCUGCUUCAACCUCAGUAUACGAGGACACGGUGAGUGUGUGGAGUUUGUGAAGAGCUUUAAGAUCCCUCUCCUGGUCCUGGGAGGAGGAGGAUACACAGUAAGGAACGUGGCUCGCUGCUGGACCUAUGAGACAUCACUGUUAGUGGAUGAAUCCAUCAGUGAGGAGCUGCCUUACAGCGAGUAUUUUGAGUACUUCGCUCCAGAUUUCACAUUGCACCCUGAUGUCAGCACCAGGAUAGAAAACCAGAACUCCCGGCAGUAUUUGGAGCAGAUCCGUCAGACUGUGUUCGAGAACUUGAAGAUGCUGAACCACGCACCCAGCGUUCAGAUCCACGACGUCCCGUCCGACAUGCUGAGCUACGAGCGCAACGACGAGCCCGACCCUGAUGAGAGGGGAGCCGAAGAAAACUACACCAGGCCCGAGGCAGCAAAUGAAUUCUAUGACGGUGACCACGACAAUGACAAAGAGAGCGACGUGGAAAUUUGAUGUUUUCAGCCACAGUAAAACAAAAACAAUCCUGAAGCGUUUCUGGAAGGACUCGAAAGACUCUGAGAACGGACUCCUCUGCACUGCAGUCACCGAACCACGAGAUAUACCAGACAUGCUGCUCUUUUCUCGUGCGUGUGUACUCCAGCAGUUUUGUUUAACUUUCAUUUUUCUGCUUGUGAUCUUCAUGCUAUUUUAAUGAAAUGUUUGGCUUCUCAAAGACCAUGUGGUGCACAGCCUAAAAUUUAGAUGCAUUGCAUGCAUCAGUCAGUCCAUAGAUUCAAGACCAGCUGGCUGGAGGCCAGAUCGCAUUGUGUGCGAGGCAAAAAACCCACAACACAAAGUUAGCUCCAGGUGGGAAGGGAAAAGGCACAAAGGAUUUUUGAUUUAUUUUACGCAUCAAGCAAAUGUGAGAGUUCCUGCUUGGCAGCAUUAGUCACACACAGGCCUGUUCAGAAUCUCAAGUAUACUGAUUAUUCACGUUACAUUUCAAACUAGCAUUAUUCAUGUGCCUUACAGCUCUGAAAAGUCGAGCGGGGCACUUUUACAUCACUUUCUAUUUCAUCUGGAUUUUUUUUUUCUUUUUGGGCAACAUCUGUGUGCAAGAGCUGCCUGUGUUCUAAUUUCUUUCCAGUUUCGCCUCCUUCCCAUAUCUGUUGCACAACUGCAGAUGACUGUGGUGGUGAAGCCUGUCCUUCAUCUGCGAUCAUGCUUUACAGAUGUGAAGUUCUAUUAGCGGUCUUUGUAGAAACAUCUGCCAGCCCUCUUUUAGUCAAACAGCUUUUAUGUGAAUUUUGAUAUUGUCAGCAACUUGUUUUUAAAUAAACUGACUCACCAAUG
Archocentrus centrarchus (flier cichlid) is the source of this 2265-nucleotide messenger RNA. It is a transcript of the gene hdac3, whose product is annotated as histone deacetylase 3. The record is from RefSeq and is a predicted model, not a curated record. The coding region runs from base 139 to 1425 and encodes 428 amino acids. Gene Ontology annotation, biological process: epigenetic regulation of gene expression. Lineage: Eukaryota; Metazoa; Chordata; Actinopteri; Cichliformes; Cichlidae. Gene Ontology annotation, molecular function: histone deacetylase activity. The transcript is spliced from 15 exons.